Molecule: messenger RNA, 6735 nt
Organism: Epinephelus moara (kelp grouper)
Lineage: Eukaryota; Metazoa; Chordata; Actinopteri; Perciformes; Serranidae
Product: gastrula zinc finger protein XlCGF57.1-like
Exons: 3
Coding region: 75-1646 (523 amino acids)
Biological process (GO): regulation of transcription by RNA polymerase II
Cellular component (GO): nucleus
Molecular function (GO): DNA-binding transcription activator activity, RNA polymerase II-specific; RNA polymerase II cis-regulatory region sequence-specific DNA binding
Source: RefSeq, a predicted model, not a curated record
CUGUUUGAACAAGAUGGCGUCUGGUAGAAAGGUGUGUUAGCAGAGUGUCUUUGUUGUGUUUUUAAAGUGUGAACAUGUCUAAAGUCCAAAUGCUGAGAUCGUUGGUGAAGCAGCGACUAACUGCGGCUGCUGAAGAGAUAUUUGGGCUGUUUGAAAGAACGAUAGCAGAGUACGAGGAGGAACUUUGUCGAUCAAAAGAGGAGAACGAGCGACAACGGAAACUACUGGACGCUGUUUCUGACCCUCAGCUUCGGUUACACAGAGCAGACGUCCAGCAGCUGUUGGUGGUUAAAGAAGAGGUUCCCCCUGAGCAGCAGGAGUGGAGCUCCAGUGUGGACCAGGAGGACCCAGAGCCUCCACACAUUAAAGAGGAACAGGAGGAACUCUGGAUCAGUCAGGAGGGAGAGCAGCUUCAAGGGCUGGAGGAGGAUGAUAUCAUCAAGUUCACAUUCACUCCUGUCCCUGUGAAGAGUGAAGAUGAUGAAGAGAAACCUCAGUCCUCACAGCUUCAUCAAAGACAAACUCAGCAGAUAAAGACAGAAGUGGAAGAAGAGGACUGUGGAGAAGCAGAACCAGCCAGGAAUUCAGAUUUGGAUACACAUUUACAACCAGAGACUGAUGACAGUGAUGGUUGGACGGAGACCAGAGAACCUCAGUCAGGUUUAAACUCUCUGAAAAAUGAUCAAGUCCCUGUCAGUGAUUUGAUUGUUGAUGAGAAACGAUUUAGGUGCUCUGAGUGUGGGAAAACCUUUGGUCACAGAAGAGAUCUGAAGAGACACAUGAGAACUCAUACAGGAGAGAAACCAUUUAGCUGUUCUGAGUGUGGCAAAAGAUUUGGUCGUAGUGGAGUUCUAAAGGAGCACAUGAUAUCUCAUACAGGAGAGAAACCAUUUAGCUGUUCUGAGUGUGGCAAAAGAUUUGGUCGUCGUAGAGUUCUGAAGCAACACAUGAUAUCUCAUACAGGUGAGAAACCAUCUAGCUGCACUGAGUGUGGGAAAAAUUUUAGUCGUAGUGGAAUUCUGAAGGACCACGAGAGCUCUCAUACAGGAGAGAAACCAUUUAGCUGCUCUGAAUGUGGGAAAAAAAUUUGUCAUACGGGAGGUCUGAAGGUACACAUGAGAUCUCAUACAGGAGAGAAACCAUUUAUCUGCUCUGAGUGUGGGAAAAGAUUUGGUUACAGUGGAGAUCUGAAGAAACACAUGAGAUCUCAUACAGGAGAAAAACCAUUUAGCUGCUCUGAGUGUGGCAAAAGUUUUGGUCGUAGUGGAGUUCUGAAGAAUCACAUGAAAUCUCAUACAGGAGACAAACCAUUUAGCUGCUCUGAAUGUGAAAAAAAAUUUGGUCUAAAGUUAAAUCUGAAGAAACACAUGAGAUCUCAUACAGGAGAGAAACCAUAUGGCUGCUCUGAGUGUGGCAAAAGCUUUGGUCAAAGUGGAGAUUUGAAGAGACACAUGAGAUCUCAUACAGGAGAAAAAACAUUGAGCUGCUCUGAGUGUGGCAAAAGCUUUGGUCAAAGUGGACAUUUGAAGACGCACAUGCGAACGCAUACAGGAGAAAAACCGUUUAGCUGCUCAGUUUGUGGGAAAUCAUUUACACAAAAUGGAAAUUUACAUUCACACAUGAAAAUUCAUGCGGGAGAAACGUGAUUAAGCUGUUCAAUCUGAAAAAAAAAAUCUGUUUGGAAUAAGAUUUUAAAAACACUCAUGACUGACACACACCCAAACAUUUAUGUAUGUAUGUUUUUAAAUGUAUGUAUUUACUUACUUACUCACCAAGAUCAGUCUUGUACAGCCAGGGGGAGUAUUUCCCCUCUGUCAACCAAGCUGGGUCAAAACCUGUUAUCCAGUGGUGACCGGACUUUUACUGCUUGUCACAGGGCAGGAAUUAUACCACGGCCAAACGGCCAGUGCCGUGGAUGCCCCGGAGUGUGGCCGUAAUGCCCCUCCUACCCAUAUGGCCAGUGCAGCAUGCCCUGUUUUAAACUGGCCGUUGUGCCCUUAAAAUAAAGUUUUCUCAUUCAUUAACUUAGCGUUAGCAAGCUUGAUAAAAGACGGCAGAGAGGCGACGUUGUGCAAAUAAGUGAAAGAUUUAUUAAUUUUCUGUAGCAGUAACUAACUAUGCUAAAGUACAAGCUAGUCAGGGCUGCCGACGAUAACAUUAACAUGACAAACAGCAAAGCUACGGCUAACAAGUUAACGUACUGAAACUCCUCAGACAGACAGACACACAGACACACACAUACCGGACAGCCUCUCAGUCCUUAGCCGCUAACGUUAGCUCAUGUACAACACAGGUACCACACAGAAACUUUUACAAAGGGUCAUAAUGUGCUUGUAGUGACUGUCAAAUCACCAGCGAAAGUUGUUUACACUGCGGACAUGGAGAGCAGCUGUUAGUGCCUGCUCUCAUGGGACAAAGAUCCUCUGAGAAGAAAGACGGUUCACUCUGCUCUGCCGCCAGGAACAAACUGGGAGGCAAAAUUCCUCUUUGAGGAAGAGGGUUCACUUUGCUGCAGGGUUCACCAAAAGGUUUUUUUUUUUUUCUUUUAAUAAAUUGAACACACAUUAAAGAACAUACAAGAUCCUGUAGAUAAUUAAUACAUAUAAUACAGUACAAUAAACAUUGUCAAAUUAAAUGAAGGAAGAGGAUUUUUUUUAAAGGCAAAUAAAAUAUUGGGGAUUUAUGUAAAAAUAUACAUAGAGACAUUGGUUUUGGCCUUGGUGCCACACAUUUUGGCCGUGAUGUCCCAAUAAAUUUGUAUUUAUCAAAGGCCAAAAUGGCCUUGCCCUAAAAAUGACUUAUUCUAGGCCUGUUGUCAGGGGCAGGGCAUGCAGCACUUUGGCUCUUUCCUAUACUUGGAUCCAGAGCAGGAGAGCUACUCUGGCUGCUAAAUUCUAAAACUGAUUUGAUCAUGGUUUUCUUUUAAGAAAUCUGCACAAAAUAGCCCAUAAUGAUUAAGUGAAAACAUCUUUUCAGACAUUUUUGUAAAUUUAUAAAAAAAAAAAAAAUGUAAACAUCGCUAAACGAUCUUCAUGACUCAGCCUUCAUUUGGAAUUGUGUGUUAUCAGCUUUACUCUCCCAGUUUGGAGAAGCAGACAAGAGAACUGGCAUGGUUAGGUAGGUUCCAAAAGUCACAUAACAACACAAACUAACUGUCCAAUUGAAGGGCAGCUGAAGACCAGCGACUCAUUGUGUUCUCUGAGGUGAAAUUACUGAUUCUGUCAGUGGAGUCUGGUUGCUUUUAGGAGAGCAUCAUGUAACUGCAUCAGUUUUCAGUUGUAAAGGGCUGUCUGACAGCAUGGUUAGGUGUUGAAAAUACUUUUAAUAUAGUGUCCACUUAAACUGAUGUGGAUAUUGUUUAGGUGACCCUGUUUUUAUGUGGCUAAGAUAGGUUUUGCUGCUGUCCCCGUCCACAGUCACCAGACUCCUUUGAUAGAAACAGCACUUUUUUCUACCUAGCUCCCAUGCCGUUUUUAGUCUCUUUUGGGUCCGCCUGUAUCAUUCUGUGUCCCCUCUUGAAAUUCAGAGGUUUUACGGGUUCACAAAGACAGUACAUGUGGAACUCUUCGUUGGCUGUUUUUUUCCUUAGCAGUAGUAGUAUGAGUCAUGGGGUGGAUAACUGAUCAAGAGCUCCAAUCAGAGCUGAUCUGAUUGAUGGAUGAGAGGAGCAGCUGCUGCAGAGGCGCAAGGAUCCUGUUUGUGGACUUCAGCUUGGCUUUCAACAACAUCGUCCCUGAAAUACUGUGAGGCUGGGGAGCAUCACAUCCAGCUCCCAGUCCAUCAGCAGUGGCGCCCCCCAGGGGUGUGUCCUCUCCCCACUGCUUUUCGACCUGCAUACCAAUGACUGCACCUCAGGGGACCCUUCUAUGAAACUCCUGAAAUUUGCGGCCAUCGGUCUAAUCCGGGACUGUGAUGAGUCUGCAUACAAACAGGAGGUGGUGGUCAGAACCACCUGAAGCUGAACCCGCUCAAGACUGUGGAGAUGACAAUGGACUUCAGGAGAAGCCCCCCAACACUGCCCCGCCUCACCAUCCUCAACAGCACAGUGUCUACUGUGGACACCUUCAGGUUUCUCGGUACCACAAUCUCUCGGGACAUGAAAUGGACCUCCCACAUAGACACUGUCUGGAAAAAGGCCCAGCAGAGGCUGUACUUCCUGUGAAAGCUCAGGAAGCUCAACCUGCCUCAGGAACUGCUGAUCAUGGAUCUGCCACCAAACUGGACAGGAACAGACUGAAACGAACAAUCAACUCAACUCAACUCAAACUUUAUUUAUAAAGCACAUUUAAAACAACCAAGGUUGACCAAAGUGCUGAACAGGUCAAUAGAAAUAAACAAGCAAAUACAAUGAGGCACCCAAUAGUACACCACAAUAAAACCAUAAGAUACAUAAAAUACAAUAAAAUAAAAUAAAAUACAAGAGUUAUAAAAUAAGAUAAAAAUAAGAUAAAAUGUUUGGGUGUCCAGCUCAACCUGAGUUAAAAGCCUGAGAGAAGAAGUGGGUUUUAAGAAAAGACUUAAAAACCUCUAGGGUCUGGGCAGACCUAAUGUGCAGGGACAGGCUAUUCCAGAGCCUUGGGGCAGCCGCCCCAAAGGCUCUGUCACCUCUGGUCUUCAGCCUAGUCCUAGGAGUAGCCAGUAAUAGCUGACUGGCUGAUCUCAAGGCUCUGGAGGGAGCAUGAAAGUGCAGGACUUCAGUUAAAUAAGGGGGUGCCAGCCCAUAUAGGGCUUUAAAAACAAUCAAUAAAAUCUUAAAAUCAAUUCUGAAACGCACUGGAAGCCAGUGGAGCGAGGCCAAGAUUGGUGUGAUGUGUUCGCGUUUACGCUUUCCAUCGAGGAGGCGGGCUGCUGCAUUCUGGACAAGCUGUAGAUGGUGUAGCAGUGACUGGUCAACACCGACAUAAAGCGAGUUACAGUAGUCCAGACGUGAGGUUAUAAAAGCAUGGAUUACCCUCUCUAGAUUCUGGGGGGAGAGAUAGCCCUUUACUUUAGCUAAAACCCUGAGUUGAUAAAAGCUAGUUUGUAUUACUGAUCUAAUUUGUUUAUCGAAUUUAAAAGCACUGUCAAAGGUCACACCGAGAUUUUUAACAGAGGAACUGAUGUUAGGAGUGAAGGGGCCCAGAAAAUCAGCGGAGUAAUCGGAGGAAUUCACAUCCAAACAUAAUGAUCUCGGUUUUAUCCUCAUUGAGAUUUAAAAAGUUAGUGUCCAUCCAGGAUUUGACAUCUUUUAAACAUUCUGGCAGUGGCUGUACAGAAUCCUUGCUAAUGGAUUUAAGGGGCAGAUAGAUCUGUACAUCAUCUGCAAAACAGUGAAAAGGUAUAUUGUGUCUCUUAAAAAUCAACCCUAAUGGCAGCAUGUAGAGCAAGAAGAGGCUGGGACCCAAGAUGGAGCCUUGGGGGACACCGGAGGUGAGAGGAGCCGUAGCUGAGUUGAAUUCCCCUAAAUUAACUGAGAAGCUCCGAUCAGUGAGGUAGGACUGAAACCAUAGAAGGGCAGUACCUGUAAUACCUACCCACUGUUCCAGGCGAGACAGGAGGAUCCUAUGAUCCACCGUAUGCUGCUGACACGUCAAGCAGCACCAGAACAGCAGAGUUACAUGAAUCAACAGUUGACAAAAGAUCGUUAAAAACCCCCAAAAGUGCUGUUUCAAUGCUGUGGUGUGGUUUAAAGCCAGACUGGAACUUUUCAUACAUGUCAUGGGCCACUAGGAAUCAUUGCAGCUGAGUAAAGACCAAUCAGGUGUGGAGAGAGGAUUAUUGGUACUAAUCAUCCCUCCAUCGAGGACCUGUACAGGUCAAGGGUCAGGAAACGGGCAAGAAACAUCAGUGUAGACUCCUCACACCCCAGACACAAUCUGUUUAAACUCCUCCCCUCCGGUAUGCGCUACAGAGCACUGUUCACCAAAACCACCUGUCACAAAGACAGUUUCUUUCCCCAGGCUGUCGCUCUGGUGAGCUUCUUAACACUCACAGAGCGGCAGGUCAAACAAUACUGCAUCCUUGAAUAUUAUAUACAUAUUUGUUUAUAUUUGAUGUAUAGUUGUAUAUUUUUUUAAUAUUGUAUAUUCUGUAUAUUCUACAUCUUGCCUAAAUUUGAGUACUUAUGUCAAUUCUGGUACACUGAGAGCAAGUCUACCAGAGUCAAAUUCUGGCGAAUAAAGCUGAUUCUGAUUCUGAUUUUGUGUCCCUCUGUAUCAUUCUGUGUCCCCUUUCGAAAUUCUGAGUUUUUACGGGUUCCCGAACACAACACAGGCAGAACUCUUCUUGAGUCAAUUAACAUCUCCCAAUGGUUGGAUCAGCUAACACAGCAGAUAACAAUGGAGCAACACUCAGCUCUGAAAAGUUAUACUGAUGGAUUAUGUGUGAAAGGUCUGAUUGUAUUUCCUCAAUGUUACACUUAUGGACUAUCUGUGUAAACUGCCCAUCAAGAUGUUAAAGGUUGGAUUGAACCAUUCUGAUGUUAUACUUAUGGAUUCCCUGUGUAAACUGUUGAUUAAUAUUUAGUGAUCUGAAUUAUGUGUAUAUGUGAACAUGGUCUGUGUGGAUUUUAUAAUUGUCUUUCUUUUCUUCCAUCGUUGUAAUAUGUUACUGAGUUAACUAAUGGAGUAUGGUAUACAAUGGAAAGUGCCUCGAUGAAGCCCUCUGAGGGCUUUUUUCCAUCUCUACAUCAUGUUUCUGUUGCUCAUGUACAACUUUUUUGCAUAUGUGAAAACAAAUAAACUAAACUAAAACACU